Messenger RNA from Pocillopora meandrina, 732 nucleotides. NCBI's taxonomy places the organism in Eukaryota, Metazoa, Cnidaria, Anthozoa, Scleractinia, Pocilloporidae. The record is from the annotation of a GenBank genome assembly.
GUGUUCCUUUUCAGUGGGCCGUUUCGUUGGAAUGAAGCAAAAAAUACUCUGCUCCUUCGGGAAUUAUACUCCUCGGAGCCAUUUCUGUACAAAGUGGGCAGCAAGGAAGCUGGCCAAAAAUGGACAAAAGUAGCCGAAAAACUAAACUGCUUCAGUCUUUUUAGAGACAUGCCUCGGGAUCAGCGAAGUGUGAGGGAACAAUUUAACAAGCUUUUAAAAGACUACAAGAACAAGAAAAACAAAGAAGAAAAAGCAAGUGAGAUCAACCCUGAUCCACCAACAGAAAACGAAACAUUGCUUGAGGAAAUAGUUGCGGCCAUGGAGUCAACAACACUUCGUGUAGGAAAUGCAAACAGCAAAAAAGAUGACCAGAAGAGGAAGGAUGCACUUGCAUGUAGAGAUAAAGCCAUGACCAGGUGGGCAAAGGCUGGAGCAAGUGGUGAAGCCUCUGAUUCUGGGGAAGAAAGUACCACAGAGAAGAAGACUGUAAAGAGAAGAGGAAGAAAAAGAAGAGCUAGUUCUGAUCCUUUCCAGUAUUUAGUAGAGAAAACAGCUAAGGAAACAGACCUCAGAAAAGAAGAGCUGGAACUUCAAAGACAGCAGCUGCAACUUCAGGCUGAGCAGCAAACAGAACAAUUCAAAGUGCAACAAGAGCAGAUGAAGCAAAUGAUGCAAAGUCAAAUGAACACACAAAACCUUGUUCUUGCUCUAGUACAGAAACUUACAAAGUGA